UGGAUUCUUUGUUUGCUUCUUUCCACUUCUUUUACUUUUAUGUUGAGUUAUUUUCUUCUAGUUUAUAAUUAAUUUAAUUGUCAACAUUUUCUUUCAUAAUUUAACACUUUUCUCCAAUACAAAUGAAUCAAUCAAUUUGGUUAGAAAUCAUCUAGUUUUUAGAUGAAUUAAUUCUAUAGAGAGAGACUUUUCAUCAAUUACUCAUCAAACACUCCACACGUGAUCUUAACUGGAGAUUUUUUUUUAUCUUUACCAGUUUGUUGUUCUGGCUUUUUUUUUCUAUUCUCAUACUUUUAUUAUAUUGAAUUAUGGGUGACAGAUCUGGUGGUGACUCCCGGUUAACCGUGGAGAAAAUUUAUCAGAAAAAGACACCGCUUGAACAUGUCUUACUACGACCUGAUACUUAUAUUGGCUCAGCUGAGCCACAGGAGCAAGAGAUGUGGGUCUAUGAGGGAGAAGAGAGUGGCAUGGUUUUCAAGAAAAUCACCUUUGUACCUGGAUUAUACAAAAUUUUCGAUGAAAUUUUGGUUAAUGCUGCAGACAAUAAACAACGAGAUCCUGGAAUGGAUGUUCUAAGGGUCGAUAUAAAGCCGGAAGAGAAUAAAAUUGUCAUUUACAAUAAUGGUAAAGGUAUUCCCGUUGUGGAACAUAAAGAUGAGAAAAUGUUUGUUCCAACCAUGAUUUUCGGCCAUUUACUGACAUCUUCCAAUUAUGAUGAUAAUGAGAGAAAAGUAACCGGUGGACGAAAUGGUUAUGGUGCCAAAUUGUGUAACAUUUUCAGUACUAAAUUUAUGGUUGAAACUUCAAGUAAAGAAUAUAAAUUGGCCUUCAAACAAACUUGGACCAAUAAUAUGUCCAAACCUGUUGAUGCUAAAAUUGUUCCAGCGACCGGUGAAGAUUAUACAAGAGUUACAUUUUAUCCAGAUUUAGCCAAAUUCCGUAUGGAUCGUCUUGAUGAAGAUAUUGUGGCACUUUUUUCCCGCCGUGUUUGGGAUGUUGCCGGUUCAUCUAAAGGUGUUAAAGUUUACCUUAAUGGUAAAAGAUUACCUAUUAAAGGUUUCAAAGAUUAUGUUGAUCUUUACAUAAAAGAUAAAAAUGAUGAAAAUGGUAGCCCAUUAAAAAUGGCCUAUGAGGAUAGUAAUGAACGUUGGCAAAUUGCUGUUACUCUAAGUGAUCGAGGUUUUCAACAAGUUAGCUUUGUGAAUAGUAUUGCAACAACCAAGGGAGGUCGACAUGUUGAUCAUGUUAUCGAUCAAAUUAUUCCUAAAUUAGCUGAAUCAAUUAAAAAGAAAAACAAAGCCAAAGUUGACGUUAAACCUCAUAUGAUUAAAUCACAUCUAUGGGUAUUUGUUAAUUGUCUCAUUGAGAAUCCAUCUUUUGAUUCUCAAACCAAGGAAAAUAUGACUCUUCAGAUGAAAAAGUUUGGAUCCAAAUGCUCACCAAGUGAUAAAUUUUUCAAUGCUGCCAUGAAAAUAGGAAUUGUUGAAGCUAUUCUUGUUGUCGCUAUGGCCAAAGCUGAGAAAGCUAAAGGAAGCCAAUGUUCAGCAAAGAAACAAUCACGACUUCUUGGUAUUCCCAAAUUAGAGGAUGCCAAUGAUGCCGGUGGUUCCCGAUCAAUUGAUUGUACUCUUAUCCUUACCGAAGGAGAUUCAGCCAAAAGUCUUGUCAACUCUGGAUUCAGUGUGAUUGGUCGAGAUAAAUAUGGUGUUCCGUUACGAGGUAAACUUCUCAAUGUACGUGAGGCCAAUCACAAGCAAAUCCUUAAUAAUGCUGAGAUUCAAAAUUUGAUUAAAAUCACUGGUCUUGAUUAUCGUAAAAAAUAUGAAUCAGAAUCUGAACUGAAAACUUUACGUUAUGGUAAACUAAUGAUUAUGACUGAUCAGGAUCAAGAUGGUUCUCAUAUUAAAGGAUUAUUAAUCAACUUUAUUCACCACAAUUGGCCACAUUUGGUUAAAUUACCUUAUCUAGAAGAGUUUAUUACUCCAAUUGUUCGAGCUCGAAAAGGUAACAUGGUGAAAUCCUUUUACUCUUUACCCGAAUUGGAAGAGUGGAAAAAGGAAACCGCCAAUUGGAAAAGUUGGAGUAUCAAAUACUACAAGGGUUUGGGUACAUCAACGGGUAAUGAAGCGAAAGAAUAUUUCUCUGAUAUUGAGCGACAUCGUAUUCUUUUCAAGUAUCAAGGUCCAGAAGAUGAUCAUUCGGUUUUAUUGGCAUUUAGUAAAAAAAUGGUUGACCAACGUAAAGAUUGGUUAACCAAUUCAAUGGAAGAUCGUAAAAGACGCCGGGAAUUAGGUCUACCUGAGGUGUAUCUAUAUGGAAAAGCGACUAAACAUGUGACGUACAAAGAUUUUGUAAACAAAGAAUUAGUUCUCUUCAGUAAUCUUGAUAAUGAACGUUCAAUUCCGUCAAUGAUGGAUGGCCUCAAACCGGGACAAAGAAAAGUACUUUACUCAUGUUUCUUCCGUAACCUGAAAAAGGAAAUCAAAGUAGCUCAAUUGGCUGGUACCGUUGGUGAGGUUUCUUGUUAUCACCAUGGUGAAGCCUCACUUAUGGCGACAAUCAUCACUUUAGCUCAAAAUUUUGUUGGAAGUAACAACAUUAACCUUCUCAUGCCUCUCGGUCAAUUUGGUACUCGUCUUUUGGGUGGUAAAGAUGCUGCCAGUCCUCGUUACAUUUUCACUCGAUUAAGUCCAUUGGCUCGUAAAGUAUUUCCUUUACCUGAUGACCCUUUACUCAACUAUCUUUAUGACGAUAACAGUAAAGUUGAACCUGAAUAUUAUGUACCCAUUUUACCAAUGGUUCUAGUUAAUGGUGCUGAGGGUAUUGGUACCGGUUGGUCAACCAAAAUUCCUAAUUUCAAUCCCCGUGAUUUGAUUGAAAAUUUGAAGCGACUUAUAAACAAUGAUGAACUUAUACCUUUGAAACCUUGGUUUAAAGGUUUCCGUGGAUCAAUUGAUAAAGUUGACACUCAACGUUAUGUUGUCAGUGGAGAGGUUUCAGCCUUAGAUGGUUGCAGAAUUGAAAUCACUGAGCUUCCCGUUCGUACAUGGACUCAAACUUAUAAGGAAAAUGUUCUUGAACCAAUGCUUCGUGGUACCGAAAAGACACCACCGUUUAUCACCGAUUAUAAAGAGUAUCACACUGAUGUUACUGUUAAAUUUAUCGUCUCAUUAACCCCUGAAAAUUUAGCUCGAGCCGAGGAACAAGGAAUUCAUAAAGUAUUUAAAUUACAAACAACCUUUUCAACAACUUCGAUGGUUUUGUUUGACCACAAUGGAUGUAUUCGUAAAUAUGAGACACCAGAAGAGAUUUUAAAAGAAUUUUUUGAAGUAAGACUUGAUUAUUAUCGUAAACGAAAGGCUUAUUUGGAAGGAAUGUUGGAAGCAGAGGUUCUUAAAUUAAUGAAUCAAGCUCGUUUCAUUUUGGAAAAGAAUGAUGGCCGAUUGAAAUUGGAAAAUGUUAAAAAGAAAGAUUUAGUUCGAACCUUGAUUGAGCGUGGAUACGAUUCUGAUCCAGUUAAGGCUUGGAAGGCUAAAAAUAAUCUUGCAGAAGAUGAUGAUCAAGACGAUGAUGAAAGAGGAUUAGAUGAGCCCUCAGGAUCAUUUGACUUUGAUUAUUUAUUGGACAUGACGAUGAGAUCUAUGUUGAAGGAGAAAGUAGAUGAUCUAUUGAAACAACGAGAUGUCAAGAAAGCUGAACUGGACACAUUGAAGAAGACAACUCCAGAAACUCUUUGGACGAGAGAUUUAGAUGAUCUUUUGGUUGAACUUAACAAAUUAGAAGAGAAGGAGAGAGAAGAUGCAGAAAAAGCAGUUAUGCUUAAAACUCCAACAAAACCUCAACAACUAGGUAAAGGAAAAGCUCGCAAUAAAGCAGCUAUUUGUGCUGACACAAAGCCGUCUGUAGAUGGUAGACGAAUAGCACCAACAAUAGACUUUGAAGCUUACCGAAAGAAAGAUGGUCUCACAGAAAGUGCGCGAAAAGUAUUAAAGAAAACAAUUAAAGAUGAAGAAGGUAUCGAAGAUGAUGAUCCAUUCAAAGAUUCUGACGAUGACAUUGGUAUUGAUUUGAACAAAUCAUUAGCUGAACGAAUAGGAUUAACGCCUGAAAUGGUUGAAGCUGGACGAAAACCAUCAACGACCACACCAACUCCUAAAUCGAGUGAUACUCCGAAAACGACAAAACCUCGAGCACCAAGUGCGAAAGCUAGUAAAUCAUCUGACUCGACGGAGAAAAGGAAAUCGGUGAACGGUUCUGGUUCAAAAGGAAAGAAAAAAGGACCUGCAAAUGCAAAAGGUAAAAAGAGGAAUCCAUGGUCUUCAGGAUCUGAAGAUGACGAUGAAAACGACUCUCCCCCGGAAGAUGAAUUUUCAGAUGAAGAUUAUGAUUCUUACUCUACCCAAGCCCGACAGACCAGAAAACCUAGAAGAUCAAGUCCACCUAAAGCACCACCUAAAAUAGCAGAUGAUGAAGAAGAUGAUGACGAUGAUGUUAUUCCUAUCGUUUCAAAUGAAAGUAAAACAGAUAAACCCUAUUCUUGGGAAAGAGAAUCCAUAAUGGAAGCAAAAUCUAAAGCAAGAAAUGCUUCAGGAAGUAGCGUUGAUUCACUUACAGAAAAACCUGCGAAACCCCCAAGUAAUGUGACAAGUGAACAACUUUUUGACAAUAUCUUUGGUUCAAAACCAUCAACCGAUAAUAAUCCCAUCUCAUCUUCAUCCAAUAAUAAGCAAUCAUCAUCUUACUCAAUUAGUCCACCUUCACCUUCACCUUCAUCACCUGAACCUAAAUCAUCUACUCAAAGAUCUUAUUCACCUGAUCUAUCAACCAAUGGAAAAUCUCAUGAUCCACCCGAUUUCAGGUCACCAUCUCCAGCACAACCUUUAUCUCCAGAACCUGAAUCUAGUGUUAAAAAGAAAACGCCAACAACAAAAUCUCCCAAGGAACCUAAGAAAAUUAGAGAAAAGAAAACGACUCCAGCUAAACGGAAGAAAAAAGAUUCAUGUUCUGAUGAUUCUGAUUUUGAGAUGACACCUAAGAAGACUAAAAAGACUCCAGUUAAGAGGAAGAAAAAAUUUGCAUCAUCUGAUUCUGAACCAGAAAUUAUUUCUCCAAGUAAACCUGCACCUAAACCGAUACCUAAAUCAACAUUACCACGAUCAUCCCCAGCACCAUCAGAGGAACAAGAUUUUGAUAUAUCCAAUUUUAUAUCAUCAACUCGAAUGGGUCGAUCAAAAAAACCAAUCAGAUACGAUUGUGAUCUAUCCUCUGAUGAUGAUUAUUAUAACGUUGAAUGAUAGUCAAACAACCAACGUUUAAAAAAAGUCUCCCUCAAAUAAAUUGGUGUCAAUCAACUAGAAGGAUGGAAAAUUAAACAAUUUCACUGAAUCAAUGGUUAUAAAAAGUUCAAAUAAUCUUCAUCCUCAAGUAAACACUAAAGUAUAAGCAUCAUCAUCAGCGUCAGCGUAAAAAAAAAACAACAAAAGAUCAAGCAACAACUUUCGUCCUUAACUUACUUAAGGCCUAAAUUUUAUCUCCAUUUUAUUUAUUGAUUAACAAUCAUUUCUUUUCAUUCCUUUCCUCA
Molecule: messenger RNA, 5581 nt
Organism: Panonychus citri (citrus red mite)
Lineage: Eukaryota; Metazoa; Arthropoda; Arachnida; Trombidiformes; Tetranychidae
Product: DNA topoisomerase 2-alpha-like
Biological process (GO): resolution of meiotic recombination intermediates; sister chromatid segregation; DNA topological change
Cellular component (GO): nucleus
Molecular function (GO): DNA topoisomerase type II (double strand cut, ATP-hydrolyzing) activity; DNA binding; ATP binding
Source: RefSeq, a predicted model, not a curated record